AUGCGAGUUCCAUUCACAAUUCCAUUCUUCUCGUCUUCUCGGCCACGUCUUUAUGCUCUUCCGUUUGACAAGAAGAACUCCAGCUUCGUAACUGCCAAUUCACCUUUUGAGUAUUGCCGACGACGUUGGCCUCCUGGUCGGACAAUAUCCGGCUGCGAUGCUCCGAUGAAACUCGCCAUCAUUCUUCUCAUUAUGAUAUCCAAAACCUUUUCGUUGUGGUGCGUGGAUGGUAACGACUGCGACGCAACGUGCUCUUUUUGUGAAGGUGCUGCCUGCCUUCGUGUCCAGAGGCAACACCCGACUCGUGGCGUUACGACAGCGAUGACGUGCUUACCGCACGACUCCCUCGUUCACGCCUAUCACCCGGAAGGUUGUCGAACUGAGCUUGCCACCGGCGAAAACUCGAACCCGGCAAACUCCUCAGAACUCGUUGAACAAGACGAUCUGCCGCUCUCUUUAACAUAUGACCAAAGACGCGAAGACGACUUACUUUAG
Messenger RNA from Necator americanus (New World hookworm), 495 nucleotides. RefSeq lists its product as uncharacterized. The transcript is spliced from 5 exons. The coding region runs from base 1 to 495 and encodes 164 amino acids. NCBI's taxonomy places the organism in Eukaryota, Metazoa, Nematoda, Chromadorea, Rhabditida, Ancylostomatidae. The record is from RefSeq and is a predicted model, not a curated record.